Cryptotermes secundus is the source of this 919-nucleotide messenger RNA. Its product is annotated as ribonuclease H2 subunit C. Gene Ontology annotation, cellular component: ribonuclease H2 complex. Gene Ontology annotation, biological process: RNA catabolic process. NCBI's taxonomy places the organism in Eukaryota, Metazoa, Arthropoda, Insecta, Blattodea, Kalotermitidae. The record is from RefSeq and is a predicted model, not a curated record. The transcript has 3 exons. The coding region runs from base 242 to 667 and encodes 141 amino acids.
CAGUAACCAAAUACCAAAGGGUGCAGGAAGAGAAUUGGAACAGUGAUUGACCACAGUGAACGCUUGCACACUCUCGCCUCCAUCGCAACGUUCGCAAGUCUGAACUCAAUAGGCGGGAAGCUGUGUAUCGUGGUACCGUGUACAUACAUGCUUAUUUACCUUAUUUACUAAGCUACAGCGUCCACAGUACUGCUCAGUACGGUUAAAUGUGGACUGUGAAAGAAAUUUUGGAGGUGCAGUAAUGGCAAUCCAUAUGAAAUAUAGUGUGAAUUUAGGUGGAGAGCCGGGCGUAAUGAGCAGUUCUAUACAUCAUAUGCCAUGUCAAAUACACGCUGAUGGCGAAGCCAGUGUUUCAAAAUAUUUCAAACCGUAUAUCAGAAAGCAGGAUGGAAAUGAAGAUGUGCUUUGUGCAUCUUUCCGAGGGUACCCUUUGAUGGGAAAAAUUAUUCCUCUACCACAAGGAUAUAGAGGUAUUGUUGCACAAGAAAAUGUUAAACCUAUGACUGAAGGAGCAGAAAGGAAUAUCCAUGUUAUGCAUACCUUCACAUCAUUUACAUACUGGAACUGGGAUAAGCCUCCUUGUCAGAAUGAUGCUCUUCUUUCAGCUUUGGAUUGGGUUGAUGUUUCUGAAGUGCUUCAUUCAACAACAGAUGAAAGCAAUGGAUAGCUAAUAUUGGAAUAACUGGAAUUGGUGCUCCCAUCUGCUGCUAACCUCAGGAAUUCAUGUUACUGGAAUUAAUCAAUAGUGUUUUGUGUUCAAGAGUGUAAGAUUUCUCUCUCCAUCACAGUUCUGAUUUGAAUGAGACUUCAACUGCAGAUUGCAGCGAAAAGUAUGAAGUGUUACCAUGUUAGUUGUUCAAAUGUGAGAGAACAUUGUAUGGUAUUUCAUUUGACAAUAAUAUACAGAAAUGAUAAUGGA